Messenger RNA from Neopsephotus bourkii (Bourke's parrot), 2567 nucleotides. RefSeq names its product LCK proto-oncogene, Src family tyrosine kinase (gene LCK). Gene Ontology annotation, molecular function: non-membrane spanning protein tyrosine kinase activity; ATP binding; signaling receptor binding. The record is from RefSeq and is a predicted model, not a curated record. The transcript is spliced from 13 exons. Gene Ontology annotation, biological process: innate immune response; cell surface receptor protein tyrosine kinase signaling pathway; B cell receptor signaling pathway. Lineage: Eukaryota; Metazoa; Chordata; Aves; Psittaciformes; Psittacidae. The coding region runs from base 822 to 2441 and encodes 539 amino acids. Gene Ontology annotation, cellular component: extrinsic component of cytoplasmic side of plasma membrane.
CAGUGCUCCCCACCCCCCCUUGCCUGGGGCACUGUUGGGGUUGGUGAGCAGGAUGGGAAGGGGAUGGUUGCAGUCUCUGGGAAACACCCCUGCCCAAGUGGAUGCCAUGCUUGGAGGUGCCACCACCGUGCCCCUGUCACAGCUGAGCUUCCUGCCCCUGCCUCUUCAGAGCUGGCAGCAGGGACCUGCGGCUUCGUGCUUCAUCUCAAAGGCCAAGACAAUAGUGAGGUGAUUGCUCUGCCUUAAGCUGUCUCCAAAAACACGGGCUGGCAGCCUGUCUGAGGCACUGUGUGGCCCCUUGGCUUCAGCCCCUCUCACCACAGCUCUUGGGGUGCCUGGUUUGGGGUAACCCCAUUGUGAUGGCCAAAGUGGGGACUGCAGGGUGCAGGAUGAGUCUCACAGCCCAUGUUAGGGUCUGAUGGGUCACGGUGGGUGCAAGGUGCCAGCAUGCCCAUGCUGAGCACGAGAGAGGGGACAGUGCAGGGGACCAGAGGGGCUCGGAUAGCCGGGUCUGCCCUAGCAGCAGGGCAUAAUCCCCUUCCCAUUGCUGGUCCUUCGGAGGGCAUCUCCCAUCUGCAUGACCCUGCUUCCCAACAACUGAGGGGCUCAGCAUCCCUUUGCCCACCUGUUCCCUGAGGAUUAUUGAUCAGAGACACCCAGAGCAGCAGCCCUGCAUGCCGGGGAUGGCAGGAAGCCACCAGGGGUCACCUCGCUCCUGCUGGGCAUGGAGAGGACGUGAGCGGGGACAGAGUCUUUUGUCUUGCUGCUGGGCCAUGGGAGUCUGAGAGCAGCUGGUCCUUGCCUCGCUGCCAACAGCCACCAUGGGCUGCUGCUGCAGCUCAGACUAUGAUGAGGACUGGAUCGAGAACAUUGACAUUUGUGAGCACUGCAACUACCCCAUUGAGCCCAACAGCAAGCCCCAGAGGCUGAUCCACAACGGCUCCGAGGUGCAAGACCCACUGGUGUCCUACGAGGCCACAUCUCCACCGUGCUCCCCACUGCAAGGUAUGGUCCCCACUGCAAGGUAUGGUCCAUGGCGGGGACAGCCAUGGCUAACAGUUGGCCACUGCCACCCUGUCCCUCUGCCCCUCCUCCCAGAUAAGCUGGUGGUGGCCUUGUACAACUAUGAGCCCAAGCACAACGGAGACCUGGGUCUGCAGAAAGGCGAGAAGCUCCGCAUCCUGGAAGAAAGUGGGGAAUGGUGGAAGGCUCAGUCGCUCACCACUGGCCAGGAGGGUUUGAUCCCCUACAACUUUGUGGCCCUGCUGAACAGCCUGGAGCCUGAGCCGUGGUUCUUCAAAAACAUCAGCCGCAAGGAUGCAGAGCGGCAGCUCCUGGCCUCAAGCAACACACAUGGCUCCUUCCUCAUCCGAGAGAGCGAGACCUCCAAAGGCUCCUACUCACUGUCGGUGAGGGACUUUGACCAGAACCAGGGCGAGACGGUGAAGCACUACAAGAUCCGCAACAUGGACAAGGGGGGGUACUACAUCUCCCCCCGCAUCACCUUCAGCAGCCUGCAUGAGCUGGUGGAGUAUUACACACGCUGCUCAGACGGGCUGUGCACCCGCCUGGGCAAGCCCUGCCAGACCCAGCGCCCGCAGAAGCCCUGGUGGCAGGAUGAGUGGGAGGUUCCACGGGAGUCGCUGAAGCUGGUGGAAAAGCUGGGAGCAGGGCAGUUCGGAGAAGUCUGGAUGGGUUUCUACAAUGGCCACACUAAGGUGGCCAUCAAAAACCUGAAGCAGGGCAGCAUGUCACCCAGUGCCUUCCUGGCAGAGGCCAACCUCAUGAAGAACCUGCAGCACCCACGACUGGUGCGGUUGUAUGCCGUGGUGACAAAGGAGCCCAUCUACAUCAUCACAGAGUACAUGGAGAAGGGCAGCCUUGUGGACUUCCUCAAGACCUCAGAAGGCAUCAAGCUCAGAAUCAAUAAACUGCUGGACAUGGCAGCGCAGAUCGCUGAGGGCAUGGCCUUCAUAGAGGCCAAGAACUACAUCCAUCGCGACCUGCGGGCCGCCAACAUCCUUGUGUCGGACACCCUGUGCUGCAAAAUUGCCGACUUCGGGCUCGCCCGGCUCAUCGAGGACAAUGAGUACACGGCUCGCGAGGGGGCUAAAUUCCCCAUCAAGUGGGCAGCGCCAGAGGCUAUUAAUUACGGGACAUUCACGAUCAAGUCGGAUGUCUGGUCCUUUGGCAUCCUGCUCACAGAGAUCGUCACCUAUGGCCGGAUCCCGUAUCCAGGGAUGACCAACCCUGAGGUGAUACAGAACCUGGAGCGUGGUUACCGCAUGCCGCAGCCAGACAACUGCCCACAAGAGUUGUACGAACUGAUGAUGCAGUGCUGGAAGGAGAAGCCCGAGGAGCGUCCCACCUUUGAGUACAUGAAAAGCGUGCUGGAGGACUUCUUCACUGCCACUGAGGGCCAGUAUCAGCAGCAGCCAUAAGGACAAUGGCUUGGGGUGCCCAGACCUGCUCCCCAUGCACCAGGUCCCCACAGACUCUAUGUACAUCACCUGGGGUGUUCACCAGCGCUGCCUGGACCUCAGCAGUAAAGAUUUGAAGUGCUUCAA